CAAUUUUCAUCUGUCAGCAAAAAAGAAAAUUCAAACUUUUGGUUCGUAAAAAUCCCAAAUUCGAACCUUCUCUCAUAAUCUACACCCAAAAAGGGAAAAAAAAGAGAGAAUGGGGAACGAGGAAGAAGAAGAAGAAGUGGUGGCUGAAGUUGAAGCAGUGGAAGCCGUGUAUGGAACCGAUUGCGUCCUUCUCCGUUCAUUCCCUCCCCAUUUCCACAUCUCUCUCAAACCCAGAACCGCUGAUGUUUCAUCCCAACAGUUUGUGGAAGCUGUUCUGGAGAUACAAGCAAGCUCACAGUAUCCAAAAGAACCACCUUCUGUUGAUCUUGUGGAUUGCAAGGGUCUGGAUGAACAAAGAAAGAAGUAUCUAUUAAAUUGCAUACAGAGUAAAGCCUAUGAGCUCUCCCCUUGUUUAAUGCUUGUAGCUCUAUGUGAGGAAGCUGCAGAGAAACUUUCAUCUAUGAAUCAUCCUGAUGGUGAUUGUCCGUUGUGUUUAUUCCCAUUGGUCCCAGAAGAUCAGGAAAGUGGAACCUUGCCUUUUAUGAAGUUAAUGUCUUGCUUUCAUUGCUUUCACAGUGAAUGUAUCAUUAGAUGGUGGAAAUGGCUUCAAAAUUCUAACAAAGUAGACUCUUCUAAUACAGAUAGUGCAGCUGCACAUCGUAACCAAGAUAAUCCUAAGAAAACGGAAGAGAGUGUUGGAAACUGCCCAGUCUGUCGCAAGCCUUUUCUUGCCAAGGAUUUGGACCAUGUGCUUGCUCUAGUUGGUUCAUAUUCUUCCCAAUUGAGUUCAGAUAAUGAAGAACUCAACGAAGAGGAAAAGCUCCUUCAAUCAGAGGAUGAGAUCAAUAGGAGACAGAAAUAUGAAGCCAUCUUAAAUUUACAGAAGGAGAACAGUGGUUUGAUUGAACCCAAAAAAGAGAUGGUAAUAUUGCCCGGUAUGUAUCUUCCACAACCAGUAGCAAUGCCCAGCUCCACACCAACCAAGGAAUCUGAUGAGCCGCAACAAAAAGAUCCACCUGCAGUUGUGCCAGAAAAACAUGCAGGUGGGACAUCCAACAGCAGCAUACCUAGUUCUAGCAGGCAGAGGAAUUUUGGAGCAAGGAGACAGAAAGCAAGAAGUGAUAACCACUCUAGUUCAACCGCAAGAAAUCCAAGAAAACCAGCCCAACAGCAGUGGGUAAGAAGAGAUAAUCCUAGCAAUAAGCCAUAGAAGUGAUGUCUUUCACUGCUAUAGGUCUUAUUAUCACAUCAAUGUUUAAAAGUUGCGAAGUAAAGUAUAGAUAGUAGAAAAAGACAGAAAUAGGUGCCUCUCGUGUGCCCCAUUUCUGUUAAAGGGGUGUUGGAGAAGCAGAAGAAGCGAAGACAAGCACAUGGUGCUUCCUUGCGCAAUUUGCUGUGUUUUUUGUUUUUCCUUUUUUGAUUCCGUGAGCAAGUUUUGACUUGACAUACUGCCUUUUUUCGUGAUAGUGUUUUCUUAAUCACGAAAUUUUCAAUAUGAAGUUAUGAAUGCUACUUUUAAGUAGUUAUGCAAUCUGCAUGCUACACAAAUGCAAGCCUUCAGAGUGUAAAGUAUAUUCAAUUCGUGGAAUGAGCAUUGAGCAUAGUUGAUUUUAAGCCUCAUGUUUCAGUUCUUGCAGAAUGAAUCUGCAUGCAACUGCAGUCUGAAGCACUAUGCUCUCUCCCUUGUUCAAGUUGUGGGUGUUUUGUCUUUCAAUCUUGUAUCUCAUGGUUUUCUAGUGACAGUCCUUUUGAGCCAAUAAUUGAUGAAAGUAUCUUUAGUAGAUUAUUGGGGAUGGAAUUAUAUUCAGUGACAUCAUUCGACCAAUGAAAUGCUCCUUAAAUGUAA
Glycine soja is the source of this 1846-nucleotide messenger RNA. RefSeq lists its product as uncharacterized. Gene Ontology annotation, biological process: protein ubiquitination. The transcript has 7 exons. Gene Ontology annotation, cellular component: nucleus. Gene Ontology annotation, molecular function: protein binding; ubiquitin protein ligase activity. Lineage: Eukaryota; Viridiplantae; Streptophyta; Magnoliopsida; Fabales; Fabaceae. The record is from RefSeq and is a predicted model, not a curated record. Bases 110 to 1210 code for a protein of 366 amino acids.